Molecule: messenger RNA, 3400 nt
Organism: Cavia porcellus (domestic guinea pig)
Lineage: Eukaryota; Metazoa; Chordata; Mammalia; Rodentia; Caviidae
Gene: Ppp1r14a
Product: protein phosphatase 1 regulatory inhibitor subunit 14A
Exons: 3
Coding region: 209-607 (132 amino acids)
Biological process (GO): regulation of phosphorylation
Cellular component (GO): cytoplasm
Molecular function (GO): protein serine/threonine phosphatase inhibitor activity
Source: RefSeq, a predicted model, not a curated record
UGGGCAGGACUGCGGCUUUCUGACCCACACUGUGGCCUGGCUUCAACGUUACGUGCAGAGAAACUAAGUCUGGGCGGCGGGGGCGGACCAACCCUCCCUGAGAGCGAGCCCCGCCUCGCCCCGCCCCGCCCGCCCCGCCCCGCCCCGUUCGGCAGUCAGAGGAGCUGCGGCUCCGCUAGCGGCACACCGUGCCGCCGGCGGCUCCGCGAUGGCAGCGCAGCGGUUGGGCAAGCGAGUGCUGAACAAGCUACAGUCCCCAUCGCGGGCCCGCGGGCCAGGGGGCAGCCCCGGGGGGCUGCAGAAACGCCACGCGCGCGUCACCGUCAAGUACGACCGGCGGGAAUUGCAGCGGCGACUGGACGUGGAGAAGUGGAUCGACGGGCGCCUGGAGGAGCUGUACCGUGGCAGGGAGGCAGAUAUGCCUGAUGAGGUCAACAUUGAUGAGCUGCUGGAGUUGGAGAGUGAAGAGGACAGAACCCGGAAGAUCCAGGUAGCUGACACUCAUCCUGUCCUCAGGACUUCGUCCAGGAGCUGCUGGCAAAGUUGCGGGGCCUCCACAAGCAGCCUGGCCUCCCCCAGCCCAGUCCCUCUGAUGACAGCAGCCUGAGUCCCCGAUAGGACCAGGCCUGGACGGCGCCCCCUGACCGCUGUGGCCUCUGUGACCCUCGGCUCUCCCCAGCCCCUGGCCUGUGUAUGCGUUGUAUUUAAUGGUCUGUAACAGUGACCCGAGUGCCUGGUUUUCCUGUCCCUGGCCACCCAGGACUUCCCUGAGCCCCUAGCCUCCCUCUCCUGCAUCCUCAACAGAUGGAGAAUAGUUCUCCUCCAUCUCUGGCAGCAAGAGCGUGAGAACUGCCCUGCUGACCCUGCAACGGCCUUCUCAGGGUGGGACUCACAUCCUGUCCCCCUCCCCCGCCCUACACAGUCCUAGUCAGCAGGGCCCCUGUGGGCAGUAUACUGGGGAAUGACAUGAGCCCAUGCCAUGGGCUGGGGGCAGUGCAAACUAACCAGGUCACACAUUAAGGUUAUCAGUCUGCCGUUGUGUCCUUGGUGUGGUGAUUGUAAUUAAGAUCAUAAGGGCUGGGGAUUUAGCUCAGCGGCAUAAGCACCUGCCUUGGAAGCAGGCAGUCGUGAGUUCGAUCCCUGGUACCGAUAAAAAGGAAAAAGACAAAAAAAAAAAAAAAAAAAAAAAGAUCAUAAAGGGGAGUAGAAAGGAGCCUUGUGGAGCCUGCACCUGGAGGAGAGAAGGGAUCACUCGGAGGACUCAGCCAGAUGUGCUGGAUGGUGCAAAGGACUUGGCAGGUGCCAGGAGCCCUUCCUCCUGGCCUGGUGAAGAAAUCCAGGGCCUCCUGAAGGAAGCCAUCUGAGGUGGGGCCCUGGAGAAUGCUUGGGAUUUGGCUUCAGUUGGUGCCACCUAUGUCUGGGGACUCAGAACUUGGGGGUGGAGGGUUUGACCUAGGGCUGAGCCAGGGAAAAUACCAGAUGUUAGCAGGAACUUCCUCCAGUUAGGAUGGACAUGGACAGCAUCCCCUAGAGCUGGGUCAAGGAGGUCCCUUACUCAGCGCAGGGAUUGAAUAAUCCCUCCUGCUGGGGCCUGAUGGGGAGCUGGGCUCAGAAACUGUCAGUGGCUGCUUAACACAUUUUAACAGCGGGUCUGGGUGUCUGGGGCCCCAGUCAGACCUGGGCAGGGUGCUGUCCCAUCUGCCUUCUGAGGAGCCUCUAGCAGCCCCACUGGGGUCGGCACUCCGGAGCACCGAGCUCUGCAGGAAGGAAAGAGAGUGUGAGGGACCCAGCAGGCCCAGCCGCCAGGUGGCCUUGUCCCUGUGCAGGGUGAGUGAGUCAUUUGCUACCUCCUGUCACUUGGGGGCUCCUGUCCCAAAGCCCCAACUUGGGGCCAUGAAACGCUACUUCCUCUCCCAGAACCUGGUUUUGGUUCCUCCUCCUUGCUGUGAGGGCAGCAGUGUGCUCAAUUCCAGGUCUGGAGGUCCUGGGUGUGCGGUGUACUAGGCCACUGGAAAACAGGAACAUUGCAGAUGAGGAAACUGAGGUUCACUUCAGUGAUGUGCCUGCCCUCAUACAUGCAGCUGGGAAAGGGCAGUUCUGGGCUUCAAUCCCAGACAUCAUGACUCCAGAGCCCAACUAUUUAACUCCCACAAGCUGGUGUCCCCUAAGUGCCAAAGCAGUUCUUAUUUUUAGUGGUAUGAGCAAAUUGGCUAACUCAUCCCGAGGUGUUAGUGACUGCUCACAGUCCUCAAAGCUAUCCUGUCUAAAAAGGCAUAGAAGUGGGGCUGGGGAUUUAGCUCAGCAGCAUAAGCGUCUGCCCUGCAAGCAGGCAGUUGUGAGUUCGAUCCCCGGUACCUAUAAAAAAAGGAGAAAGACAAAAAAAAAAAAAAAAGGCAUAGAAGUGAUUGAGAACAAGGCUGCGGCAAGAGGAUUGGGAAGCAGCAUACCAUAAAGGUUAAGAGCACAGCUGGCCAGUACUUGGUGGGCUGAGGCAAGAGGAUCACCAUGAGUUUGAAGUCAGCCUGGACUACGUGGGGAGACCCUGACUCAAAAACAAAACAACAACAACAACAAAACCCACACGGUCUCUGACGUUUCUGUCUAGAUUCAGAUUAUUAUUUUCUAGCUGUGUGAUCUUGAAUAAGUCACUUGCCUCUGUGGCUCAGUGUGUACUUUUGUAGGAUGGAGAUGACUGGAAUUGUCCCUGCCUCCUGGAGGGCUGGGGUUAAAGUCACAUGGCACAGACCAGGGCCAGGCAGGUACCAAGCUAGUCAGCCUUAUCUUUGCUCAGAGGGGUCAGCCCUCCUUCCGUACCAUCCUUGGCCUGCAAGAUGUCCUUUGCAGGCCCUGAUGUGGAAAAGGCCCCAGAAGAUGUGAGGGCCCUGCCCCGCCCCCACACCGUGGCCAUGGCUAUCCGCUCCAGUCCAUCUCCUCCCAUGGCCUGUGGUCUAUGACCCAUGUGGCAGCCCAAUGACGCUUAUCACACUCCCCUCCCACAGUCUCCAUGCAUGUCCUUUCCUGUUCCUCUUCCCCUCAGAGGUCAAGGUUGUCAUGCAUUUCUUAGCAUGGUUCCAGUGUCUGCAAACCCCUGUGAGUAGAGUGAGUAGGAAUCUAUGACCUGUCCCCACUUUCUGUGCCACAUAGCAGAGUUUACAAUCUCCCCCAUCCCCAAAACUGGCGACUGAACCCAGAGCCUCGUAUUAAACUGUCUCUCCAGCUCUCCAGGUUCUCACUAAGAGCUACACUGCCCAGGCUGGGCUCAAACUUGGGAUCCUCCUGCCUCAGCCUCCCCGAGCACACCUUGCCUUUGUCAUUUCACAAUCCACCUUGGAGGUGGUUGUGCCCUCACAUUUACAGUCUCUCCUUAGUCCUCAGAAUAAAAGCAAGGCUCUGCCCCGGU